Messenger RNA from Aedes albopictus (Asian tiger mosquito), 1320 nucleotides. RefSeq lists its product as uncharacterized. NCBI's taxonomy places the organism in Eukaryota, Metazoa, Arthropoda, Insecta, Diptera, Culicidae. The transcript has a single exon. The coding region runs from base 1 to 1320 and encodes 439 amino acids. The record is from RefSeq and is a predicted model, not a curated record.
AUGCCGCGUGCUGAGGACGAGCGAGCCGAGCUGGUGGACACCAGCAAGAACCAGCUGGUCGCAUUAGAAAGCAGUAUGAAAAGGUUGGCGAGCGAUGCUAAGCAGCUAAAGGACCAGGCCCACACCUGGGUGCAGCUAAAAACAACGAUAGGAAUGCUGGACGGCCUGUAUGAGCAGGCGUCCAACGUCUUGCUACGAUUGGAGGGCCUUGAUGGCCCUCAACAGCGUAGAGAGCCUUUGAUGGCUGUCUACCUAAAUGCUAAGGUGCUGCUGGAGGAAAUGGCUCAAAAGGUGAUGCCAGCUCCUUCAAGCAGCUCUUCAAACGCUCUGCUGGAUCAGACCAUCCAGCAGUCCUCAGGUCGAUCCGACCAUUUACCGCGGAUCGAGCUUCCAAGAUUCAACGGUUCACCCACGGAGUGGCUCUCAUUCAAGAGCCGCUUCGAGAAGAGAAUAUCCGCUCUGAAUGAAGAUGCGGAUAAAUUCGCAUUUCUGGCAAAAUGCCUGGAAAAAUUCGAACCUGCCAAAGAUUCAGUCGAGGCACUCGAAAACUCGGGAACGAGCUUUGCCGAGGCCUGGCAAAAGCUCGAAACACGCUUUUACAAGCGUAGAAUAGCCUUCGAAGGCUACUUUACUAAAUUGCUCAUGGUGAAGAAAAUCAUGAGCCCCAACGCCAAGGGAAUUAUGGCGUUGAUCGACGCAGUAGACACCGCAGUCCACGCCGCUCACCAAAUCCAAGGUGAGCGAAAUCAAACGCUAGAUAGUGUGGCCAACGGCCUAAUUAUUGCCAUAGUAAAGGGCAAAUUAGACGACGUAACCCUAUCCAAGCUCGAAGAGAGCUUGGAUCUACAAAAAAUCUAUACUUGGGCCGAAUUCAAGGCCGAAUUAGAAAAACGGGCCAAUCAGUUGGCUUGUCAGUACCUGGAAGAGGCGCCGCCUAGAGGGCGUCAACACAAAACCGCAGCAGUAGCUGCUGCUACACCAACCAAAGAACCAAUAAAAAAGGCUCAAUCACAAAACAAUCAGAAAAAUUGCUUCAUUUGCGGAAGUAAAGAGCACAGCAUUUUUUAUUGUGCUGCUUUCAACAAGCUCCCCCUCAAGGAGAGGUGGGAGGCUGUGUCCAAAUCCAGGCGGUGCUACAACUGCAUGUCUUGGGGGCACUCCGUGCAAAAGUGCUCCUCCAACGUGAGCUGUAAGGAAUGCGGGGCGCGCCAUCAUACGCUCCUGCAUUUCGAAGCUGCGGAAAACCCCCCGCAACCAACCCAAAAGGGCAAUGAAGGGUCAACGACUACGGCUUCGGCCUCAACCAGUAUCACCCAGUGA